CUGCCGGGUGCUAGAGGCGCCAUUGGAGCCGGCUUGGCUUUCGAGCCCGGCUGAGGAGGCGGAGGUCGGGCCCCAGUUACCGCCAAGUCCGCCCCUGGUUUUUGGCCCUUAAGCGGCAUGGCGUGCGGGGCGACGUUGAAGCGGCCCAUGGAGUUCGAGGCGGCGCUGCUGAGCCCCGGCUCCCCGAAGCGGCGGCGCUGCGCCCCUCUGCCCGGCUCCACUCCGGGCCUCAGGCCCCCGGACGCCGAGCCGCCACCGCCGCUGUUUCAGACGCAGACCCCACCGCCGACUCUGCAGCAGUCCACCCCGCCCGGCAGCGAGCGGCGCCUUCCAACUCCCGAGCAAAUUUUCCAGAACAUAAAACAAGAAUAUAGUCGUUAUCAGAGGUGGAGACAUUUAGAAGUUGUUCUUAAUCAGAGUGAAGCUUGUACUUCGGAAAGUCAGCCUCACUCGUCAGCGCUCACAGCACCUAGUUCUCCAGGUUCUUCCUGGAUGAAGAAGGACCAGCCCACCUUUACCCUCCGACAAGUUGGAAUUAUAUGUGAGCGUCUCUUAAAAGACUAUGAAGAUAAAAUUCGGGAGGAGUAUGAGCAAAUCCUCAAUACCAAACUAGCAGAACAAUAUGAAUCUUUUGUGAAAUUCACACAUGAUCAGAUUAUGCGACGAUACGGGACAAGGCCAACAAGCUGUAAGUAUUGCCAAGUUUUUCUUGGAAUUUUCUAAGUUCCGAGAGCAAGAUUUUGACACUGAGUAUCCUGUCUGCUAAGAGCAAAAGGCCUCUAUGAAGUAAAAGAAGAGCUAACAUUUAAAGCAUAUGUGUGUGUCUGGCAGUGUGCUAAGAAGCCCUUUCAGUCUUCAUCAAAGUUUAUUUAAUCUUUAUAGUUAACCCUAUGAGGGAGGCAGAACUGUUAUUAGCCCCAUUUUGCAGGUAAGGAUAGCACUGAAAAUUUGCCCGAGCUCAUAUAGCUAGUGGUUCACCUAGGAUUAAAACCUAGGUAGUCUGACUCUUUGUUACCUGCUUUUUCUCUGGAAAGGUAGUUCCAGUAGUUAAUUUACAGAAGUUGAUUUCUUAAGCGGAGCCCUGGUGGUGCAGUGGUUGAAAGCUCAGCUGCUAACCAAAAGGUCAGCAGUUCAAAUCUACCAGUUGUUCCUUGGAAGCCCUGUGGGAUGGUUUUACGUCCUAUAGGGUCGCUAUAAGUCAGAAUCGACUCGAUGGCUAUGUAUGAUUUUUUGGUUUUGGUUUUGAUUUCUUAAGGUAGUUUAUCAGGUACAUGAUCAAGAUUUCUUGAUUCUAAACAUCUUGCAACUACCAGUUACUCAAAGCAUAAAUUGUAAAUAGCAAUAUAUCAAAAUUGUGAACCUGGGUCGGGUUUCAUAAAUUCUUGAGAUUUAAUACCUUUAUGGUAGUGACUCGUAAUCCUCCGUGCUGUUUAAUUGUGUGCCAUAAGUCAGUCAACUAACCAUUAGUUAAUAUAAAAAGAGCGACAUUACAUUUUUUAGUAUUCUCACCCUCUUUUUUUUUCCUAAUUCUUUAUAGAUGUGUCCUGAGGCUUUCUUGCAUAUCUGGGUACCAGGUUUAACCUCAAGAGAUGGCUGCUGUACACUUUUUGCAACUGGUUUGAUAUCACAUUUCAGCUCCAACUUUGCAUCCCGAGAACACUUAAACGUUUCUGCAGGUCCAUUUUUAUACAACUUGAAAGACCUUCAGACUUUCUGUUUGCCACAAGCAUAUCUUUCUUUUCUGCUCAUCCAAUAAACAGCUGUGCCCUACUGUGAUAGAUUUUCCAAACAAAAUACCUGGAACAGCAGUUUAGCAAAAUAUGCCUUCAGUGGCACUCAACAAAGGAGUUUCCCCAAGCACAGUUCUGUAAGAAGUGUGUGUGAGAAUGUGUAUAUGUGUGUGUGUAUUUUAAGUUAUUAUUUGUAUUUUGCAAAUUUUUUGAUCUUGGGGAUUCUGGCUGUGAAUUUGAUGCACGACAAUUAUGGUUAAAAACAUUUGCUUGGUCUACAGAAGAUCAUUAAUGUUUUGUGACCAUAUAAGUUGUAAUAGUGGAUUGUUUUAUGUAUAGGUAUUGUUAAAUACAGGGACUGUUUCCAGGCACAGAAUAUGAAUCAUAAGUUAGUAUGGACAUUAGAUGUGAUCAUGAUGACAUUGCGAAGGUCUGCAGUCCUAGGUCUGCAAACAUGUGGUGAGGCAUUAGAACUGGAGACGGGCCAUUUGACACAUGGACUUUGCCUAGCUGUGUUAGAAAAAUACUUUGACUCCAAGCCUUAAAAUACCCAUAUGGAGUCUGCGCUCACCUCAUUCACACAAUCAGAGCGCUCCCUGGACACUGAACCUCCAAGGGAAAAAGAUCUCCCCAGGAGCAAGAACAUCCAGGUUUGCUCGGGAGCAUAGCAAUAGGUGAGCACAGGACUGGGCCAGGCCCCAGAAGCACUGCUACUUGGGAGGAGCCACUUCACCUUUGUAUCAGUCAUUACAAAUAGAAUUUGGAUCCUUUGGUCAGGUUCCCUCAAAUUCUUUUCAGAGGUGUCCAUGUUCAACUGCUUGAGCUUUGUUUUGGCAACCCCCUGCCCGAAGUUGCUUACAGGCUGUUCUUCACCUUGUGUUCAAGGCUGAGGAACAGAAAGUAGCCUCUGUUUUGAGGAGGUGGAAGUUAUGUAUACAUUUAUUUUUUACUGUGACUUGUUCAGGACCACAUUUUACAAAAUGCCUUGUUUCAGUUAUUAUUGUUUCUGGAAAGGAAAGUUCUAUUAAAAUUGUUUUAGUUUUGAAUAUAGAAUAGUUUUUUUAAUUAGGACUUAUUUUGAAAAUUCUGAGUUUACGUAAUUCAAAUGUAUGCCAAUACCUUCCAAAGGUAA
This is a messenger RNA of Trichechus manatus latirostris (Florida manatee), 2862 nucleotides long. It is a transcript of the gene AKIRIN1, whose product is annotated as akirin 1. Gene Ontology annotation, cellular component: chromatin; nucleus. Gene Ontology annotation, molecular function: transcription coregulator activity. Lineage: Eukaryota; Metazoa; Chordata; Mammalia; Sirenia; Trichechidae. Gene Ontology annotation, biological process: positive regulation of lamellipodium assembly; positive regulation of myoblast differentiation; positive regulation of transcription by RNA polymerase II. The transcript is spliced from 4 exons. The coding region runs from base 118 to 723 and encodes 201 amino acids. The record is from RefSeq and is a predicted model, not a curated record.